Messenger RNA from Phoenix dactylifera (date palm), 1236 nucleotides. The record is from RefSeq and is a predicted model, not a curated record. Lineage: Eukaryota; Viridiplantae; Streptophyta; Magnoliopsida; Arecales; Arecaceae.
ACGGACAAGAUGCUCUUCAAUUUGAUUUCACAUGAGCUCUUACUGCUGCUCCAUUGAUUUGAUAAAUGUCAUUUUAUCAUUAUUUUUAUAUUUAUAAUUAUGUCACUAAAGACCCAUAGCUUUUUAUGUUGGAUGUUCUUCCAGUCAUCUCAGCAAGAGGCUAUUAAACAGAAAGAAGAGUUAAUGAAGGAAGUAGGUUGCCUUAGAAGUGAAUUGCAUCAAGUAAGAGAUGAACGCGAUCAUACAUUAGCCCAGGUGCAAAAUUUAAGUGUUGAAAUUGCAAAUUAUGAAGAAAUGACUGGAAAGUCCUCAAAGGCUUUGGAUAGCUUAACAACAAAAUCUACUGCCCUUGAUGAAACGUGCUCUUCCCAAAGAGAGCAGAUACAGGUAUUGCAGCAUCAGCUUGCUGCAGCAAAUGAAAAGUUGAAGAUGGCUGAUUUGACUGCCAUCGAGACAAUGACAGAAUAUAAAGGACAGAAGAAGACUGCAAAAGAUUUGCAAGAUCGUCUUGCAGAUGCAGAGCCUCAAAUCUUGGAAGCAGAGAAAUUGCGCAAAAAGCUGCACAACACCAUACUGGAACUGAAAGGAAAUAUCCGAGUGUUUUGUAGAGUACGCCCUGUUUUACCUGGCAGUGAUUGUGGUGGCACAGAGGGUUCAGUUGUUUCUUAUCCUACAUCACUUGAAUCUCUUGGUAUGCAUAUUUGCUUAUGGGCAAACAGGUUCUGGUAAAACUUAUACAAUGAUGGGCACACCAGAACCGCCUGAGCAGAAAGGGCUUAUACCCCGAUCUCUGGAGCAAAUAUUCAGAGGAUGGAAAUAUUCAGCCAAUCUCUACAAAGUCAGGGAUGGAAAUACAAAAUGCAGGUCGAGUUUUUUGGGACAUUCUUGAGACCCAACCCUUUUGCCUUUCAACUCUGGCAUGGGUGUCAGAGGACUGUUGAAAAAAGACUUUCAACAAAUAUUAUAAAGAUGACAUUGGUAUGAGAGUUGACCAAAUCAAGGCUACGGUUUCGUUUAAUAAGCUGAAUGUAUCUUGCAUCAUUUUUUUGAAAUGCUUAUACCUUCUGCUUGUUAUUUUAACCAAGCCAGUUAUGACUUCUGCUCCGUAGAGCUAAGAGUGAAUUUUUAUGUUGAGCAAAUUUGUGAAUUUAAUGAAUAGAAUCUUGCAUGUGAAAUAACUGCCAUUCCAAGAGAACAUCAUUAAGUUGUAGGAACUUUUUAUGGAAGUUAUACUCC